GUCAAUUUUGCUUUCAUAUGUCUUUCGUUAUUUCAGUCGUCAUGUCUUUCCUCCAUAUCGGAGAAACGUGGUAGCUUUAGAGCACAAAAAGAACCAAUCAACGCAGUGUCGUCCAAACCCCGGAUGCGUUCUGCACAGUAUGGCAUCCACUCGUGGAUAGUAGAGCUGGGGGACGAUGUUUCUGUUGUCUCUAUAGCAUUAUAUUCGUCAGUUCAUUAUUGCAAUACGAGUACCGAAACUUUCUUUCCAACUGUUAUCAUUAUACAACCACACAAUGUCAGAUCCUCCUUUCACCAUACGGAUUCACACAGAAAACAAUCAAGAUAUGGACUGGAUGGUUCAACCUGAGGAAGUCACAUUUCGUCAGACCGUGGAGGUAAUAUCACAAGUUAUGCCUCAUGCCACGGUCACAGCUUUUGAAUAUGAAGAUGAAGAUGGGGACCAUAUAACAGUGAGAAGCGAUGAAGAAAUGAGAGACAUGUUCGCAGCAUAUUUCAGAGAACUCAGUGAAGAGGACAGAGCUCGAGGGUUACUGCCACCACUUAUCAUUUUCCCCAAAAUGGGCAAAACACCACAAAACAGAAACAUCCAUGGUCUCAAGAUUAAAACAAAUGCAAGUUCACAGGCAGGACAACCUGUAUCGACAGAAACAACAGGAACUACUGGUCUUCAGACAAUACUUCAAUGUGGAAACAUCAAUGAGACACAGCUACAACGCCUAGAGCCCGUGGGAUCAGGGAACGGGGGACAUGUUUAUAGAGCACUGCACAGGCCAUCAGGCAGGAUUAUGGCUGUUAAGGAAAUACAGCUGAACAUAUCACAUGCAGUGCAGAGGCAGAUCAUAUGUGAGCUUGAGAUUUUGUACAAGUGCAACUCAAGAGCCAUCAUUGCAUUCUAUGGUGCCUUCUUCACAGAGAAUCGCAUAUCUAUUUGUACAGAAUAUAUGGAUGGCAGUUCACUGGACAAGUACAUGCCUAUUCCUGAAGCUGUGCUUGGGAGGAUUGCAGCCUGUAUUGUUGAAGGUCUUCUGUACAUGUGGAACCUCAAAAUUAUGCAUCGUGAUGUGAAGCCCUCUAAUGUGCUGGUGAACACAAGUGGUGAAGUCAAGCUCUGUGACUUUGGUGUCAGUGUACAGUUAGUGAAGUCCAUUGCAACAACUUUCAUUGGGACCAAUGUUUACAUGGCUCCAGAAAGGUUACAGGGCAAAGAUUAUGGAAAAUCAGCAGAAAUCUGGAGCUUAGGUGUCACUUUGUUUGAGCUAGCAAGUGGAAUCUUACCAUUUAAAUCAAUAAAUCCAGAUAUAAAGCCCUUUCAACUUAUGCAGUGCAUCAUUGAAGAGAGUACACUUGUGUUACCAGUGGAUCAGUUUUCUCCAGAUUUUAUCCACUUUGUUAGCCAGUGUAUGCAGAAAGAUCCUGAUAAACGUCUGACGAUCCCAGACAUAAUGAACCAUGAAUUCUUGCGGCGGCACGGUGAUGAUACUGCUGUCGUUAUCAGUCAGUGGGUGCGAUCUCGAAUACAGGACAUGAAAUAGGCUAGAGGCCCCUCAUCAUAGCUUAUGUCAGCAACAAAAUAUCUGUGUGAGUGUGGCAUAGUGCAUUUGUAAUUGCCCUUGUGGACUAAUAAAUUUGUAUUGUAUGCAUGUGUGAUCUUGACUGAAAUUAACUUGCACAUUGUGGUACUCCUUAUCAUUAGAGAAUAGUAAGAUAAAAAAAAAAAUUCAAAACCUCUAAACUUUUUUGUGAUAUUUUGAGGUGCAUAAAACUGUAUGUCUGACUAUUGGAAUAAUAGGAUGAGAAAUCAUAUUGUAUGAAAGUAAGUAAAUUGAAAGAUCUGUGGGUUGAAUAUCCAGGUUUUAGUAGAAAGUUGAUGAUGCUUGAAAAGGGUCAGUCUUGGCCAGUUUUUAAGCUUUUGCGAUUAUGGAAAGACUUGUGAUGAUCUUCAGAUUAUAUUUGUGGGCAUUAAAUGAUGAAAUGUGCAAGGGAGCAGGAACCUGCUAAAAUAUGGGAAAGGAUUUAUCUAAGGCAGAACCUUUUUUUUUUUUUUUAAAAAAAAAAGUGUAUUUUGUGAUGGGAUUAGCAGAUGAUGCAUUUGCGGUUAAUGUGACCUCUCCAAAUGUUUGAUGGCCUGAGACCAUUUAGGAACUUAAUAACAAUGAAUGCAUGAAUUUAAUGGUCAAAAAGCAGUUAAACUAAUUUUUUUUCUAUGUUUUUAGGUAUGAGUGUGACUUAAUUCAUGAUUCUUUUUCACCAAACUAAUGUGCAUGUAUUCGGUGAAAGGUGACAUAAGAGGUCCUUUUUUACGUUGUAUGUUAUCAUGUUGUUAACAUGGCAUUUGAAAUAGAAAUUGUGCCUGAAGUGUGUGUAUAAUUGUUGUGAAUGAAGCUUUAAUAAACCUGUCAUGUGUGCAUGUUGAUGGAAAUAAUUUAUUAUAUAUAUUAUUUCAUAGAAUUAUUAUAGCAUGAAAAUUUCAAAAGAAUAUCCUAAUUCAUGAAUCGGUUAUAUACCAGCAACCACAGCUGAUUUUCUCACCUCCCUUCACUGGAUUGAAUCUAUUUUUUCCUGCCGGACAGUGAAAGUUCAGCCUUUAAGGCCACACAAAUUACGUGGUGGUAAUGCUGUAGCAAAGGCUUAGUGUGGCCAAAUUAUAUAUGCAGAUUGCAAGAACAUCAAUAAACCAAAAUAAAGUCCCAAUUAACAAAGAUGUCAUGCAUGCAUGUUCGUGCACACACCAAGCACAUGAUUCAGUAACCAAAGAAAAAAAAAAUUCAAAACCCUCAGAAAAAUUUGAACAUUUAAUUUAUUGCAUGUGUUCACAGUUAUUGAAACAUAUAAGAGGCCUAAUUUUAGGUUUUUAUAGAUACAGUUUUAUGGAACAAGAAAUUUGUCAAUGUUAACAAGAUAAUGCAUUACUCAUCAAUUAACAUGUGGUACGGUGACAAGAAAAAAAAAUCCAAAAAAGCAGUCUGCCAACUAAGUAAAUUCUUUUAAUUUUAUAAAGUUGUCAUGAUCUUUUUAAAGUAACUAAAAACUUUCACUGCAUAUUAAGUUCUCAGUUUCUUAUGGCAACACUCUAGUCAUAUUUUGUAUCAAACUUCAUUUGUUUUAAUACAUUUUUAUGCUUUCAGGAUUCAUCCAUUUGCCUAAAACAUUUCAUGCUACAUUUCUUUCUUAAACUAUAAAUAUUUUAUAACAUAAAUUCUUACAGAUAUAGCAAUUACAAAAUAUACUGCUUUCUAGAGAUAAAGAAUAUAGCACAAUAGCUGUAUGACAUCUAAAAAUGUGUUAUUGGAAGGAUCUAAAUUUAAUGUGCAUUUUUUGUCAAACUUCUUACCUGAUGCUUGUUAAUAUUAAAUUGUGGGUUGAAAGUACAAUCAGCAGAAAUUUCUACUUCUAGAUCUUGUUCACCACUGCUGACUGAGUUACUAAUAAAUUUGAUGCCUAGAAAUUUCAAGCAGGCAAGGCCGAUGAUGGUCGCUAUGGGAAGAGUGAGUGUGAGAGAGAAAGGGAGGUGCAUGACCAUGAGAGAAUACUAUAAAUAGUCUUCUCAUUAUCUCACCAGCCUUCAUCAUUUUUGCAAAACAUUUCCUCCAGAGGUAUCCCUAAAUCAUAUAUCCUGUUGAUGUCACUGCCAUUGAUUCUUACCCAAUAUUUGUUGGAUAGUGUUGAGCUGAUGAUUUGAGACUGCAGUCAGGUUUAUACAGCAUUAUUAAAAGCCAGUUGAUUUAUACUUGUAGAGCUUCUCAGAGCAUUCCUUGGUUACCUUAAAUUGGACAGGAUUUUUGUUGUUGGUCUUUGCUCUAAAUUACAAUUUUAUUUGUGCCUUACUAUAUCACAGUACAGUUUCAUUAAAUUGGCCAGUGUCUAUUGUGAUUCACACUUUCAUUAAGUGAUAAAAUCAUAAUCGGUUGCAAGGCCAUGUAGCAAAGUCUGCACAAAAGUGAAACCUGUGUUCUUUUCCUGUGAUAUUAACUGCAGUGUCUUACAAGGAAAUGAUUUUGGAAAGGUUAUUCUUUUAAAUGUUUAUACAGUUUUACAAUUUAGGCUGAUUCCCAGAGACUUGUGUCAUUUUUCUAUGCAUGAUGUACAAUAACUACUUUGAAGGCAGAAAGUCUUUCUGUGAUUCAAAUUUUCACAGAAUUAUUUUAGUUGCACUGUUUUAAGUAAGAGUGACGAUUAAAAAAUCCUUUGCAAUAUA
This is a messenger RNA of Pomacea canaliculata, 4197 nucleotides long. Its product is annotated as dual specificity mitogen-activated protein kinase kinase 5-like. The coding region runs from base 275 to 1534 and encodes 419 amino acids. The record is from RefSeq and is a predicted model, not a curated record. The transcript has 19 exons. Gene Ontology annotation, molecular function: protein binding; ATP binding; MAP kinase kinase activity. Gene Ontology annotation, biological process: MAPK cascade; protein phosphorylation. NCBI's taxonomy places the organism in Eukaryota, Metazoa, Mollusca, Gastropoda, Architaenioglossa, Ampullariidae.